GUUCAUUAAUUGGCAAAAUAUUUACAAAUUGUUUCCUAAUAAUCCGUGGUGGAAGGUGUGUUUUGAUAGCAUGAUGAACCCCAAGAUGAGCCUUUCGCCUCCGCAGCAGCAGUUCCCGGCCAUGAACUCACCGCAGAGGGCCGGCUCGUCCUCGCUCUCUGUUCCCGGUGGCUCGUCUAGCCGCAUCAAGGUUGCCCUGAAGCCUGGCCGAUCUUUAAUGGACUGGGUUCGGCUGGGUAAGCAGCAGGGACGAAGGCUGAAUGGAGUGCAAGGACAGAGGAUGGAGGUGACUGAAGAAGAACUCGCCAAGCAUAACAAGAUUGACGAUGGCUGGUUGGCGAUCAGAGGUAAAGUAUACAAUGUGACCCCCUACAUGGAGUAUCACCCUGGAGGAGCUGAGGAGUUAGAGAGAGGCCUUGGAAAAGAUGCUACCGAUCUCUUCAAUGAGGUACAUAGAUGGGUGAAUGUAGAGUCAAUGCUUGAAAAGUGUCACAUUGGUUCUCUUCAGAAAGCUGAUCCCAUGGCUGUCUUCAAAGUGCCAGAUAAGAAGACCUCCCCUUCCAAGCCUGAGGAGACUGGAAGCUAUACUAUAAAAUGGCCCGAUACUGUAGAAGACAUUCCGUGGUAUAUGUGCAAGCUCAGAGGCAGAGACAAUAAAGUCAGAGCAAAACACGACUGGUACCAAAUGGGCGAUCAGGUUGUCAUAUCAAUAUAUGCUAAAUGCAGGUUUUUCACCACGGACCAUGUAAUAGUAGACCUGAAAGAGAAGACCCUGAAAGUAACUCUCUACCUCGACAGUCAGUACUUCACACUCCAUCUUGAACUUCCAGAGGAGGUCCAUCCAAACGUUAAAGUGACACAACGCAAGGGUAACAUGCCUAUUAGAUGCGACCUUUGGCUGAAGAAGAAGAAUCCAAACAUCAAAUGGACGACGUUAGGGCUCCCUCUAGAUGACCACAAGAAAACAGCCCCAGCCACCGAUUACGAGCCUUGCUUCAGAACCUGUACGUUACGUAAACGGACACCUGUGACGCACGACACGUAUCUGAUGACCUUUGACCUUCCUGAAGGCACACAGUUCAAAGUUCCUUUCGGACAUCAUGUAUACCUCAAAGCAAAUGUUCAUGGAGAGGAAGUGAGUAGACCGUACACACCAGUGUACCCAAGCCUGAAACAUGAGGAGGAGAAUGAGGAAGAAACAGAUAGGUCAAACUCAAAGUGCUGUGUUCACCUCAUGGUUAAAAUAUAUCCACAGGGACUCUUCACACAACACUUAGCAACUCUCAAAGAAGGUGACCAGAUUGAAAUGAGUAACCAUGAUGGUAAUUUCAACCAUGAGUGUACAUACAAGCAGCUAACAGUGGUCUACUUCAUAGCAGCGGGUACAGGCUUUACCCCUAUGGUCAAACUCAUCCAGAGAGGUCUUGCAGAAGAAUCCAAAUGCAAGUUCAGACUGUUAUUCUUCAACAAGACCCAGAAGGAUAUUGUCUGGAGGGAGCAUUUGGAUGAGUGUGUAGAACAGAGCAAAGGAAGGUUUGAAGUAACUCACAUCCUGUCUGCUGAAGGAGCGCCCUCAUGGGCGGGUCACACGGGUCGCAUCAGCAAAGAGCUUCUCAACGAGCUAAUACCCAAGCAUGGCCCUGAAGAUAUACCUGUCUUUGCAAUUUGUGGGCCUACUCCUUUUAUGAAUACUGCUUUCCAAUUGCUUCUGGAUGCUGGUUUUAAGGAGAAAUGCAUCUGUCUUUUCUCAGGUUGAUAAUGGCGAGACAAACCAUAACAAAGAAAUAGACUUUGGCUAAAAAAAACCUUUUAAUCUAGACCGGAUCCCAUCCCAUCAUUCCUUUCGGACCCACUCUCCAUCAUCUGAAUGUCGAAAACCUUAGGAUUACCUCGUCAUGUGAAACAUUGAGCUAUCAUAGCUUCCGGUGGCAA
This is a messenger RNA of Lytechinus variegatus (green sea urchin), 1932 nucleotides long. RefSeq names its product cytochrome b5 reductase 4-like. The record is from RefSeq and is a predicted model, not a curated record. The transcript is spliced from 15 exons. Gene Ontology annotation, molecular function: heme binding; oxidoreductase activity; FAD binding. Gene Ontology annotation, cellular component: mitochondrion. Lineage: Eukaryota; Metazoa; Echinodermata; Echinoidea; Temnopleuroida; Toxopneustidae. The coding region runs from base 71 to 1756 and encodes 561 amino acids.